Molecule: messenger RNA, 870 nt
Organism: Syzygium oleosum
Lineage: Eukaryota; Viridiplantae; Streptophyta; Magnoliopsida; Myrtales; Myrtaceae
Exons: 2
Coding region: 1-870 (289 amino acids)
Molecular function (GO): RNA-DNA hybrid ribonuclease activity; nucleic acid binding
Source: RefSeq, a predicted model, not a curated record
AUGUUAGCUGAAAAUUCCAGAGAAUUGGAAAGUCCUUACGAGAAUAAUCUUCUGGAUGAACGUAUUUUAGAAUUAUCAAGUGACAAAUGGACCAUGUAUUUUGAUGGUGUUGUAAAUUUGUCUGGUUCUGGGAUUGGAGCAGUGCUGAUUUCUCCGGCUGGUCAACACUAUCCAGUAGCUGCUAAAUUGGUAUUUCCAUGUACCAAUAACAUCUCGAAGUAUGAGGCUUGUAUUCUUGGUUUACUGUUGGCCAUUGACAUGAAGGUCAGAAAAUUACAAGUCUAUGGUGAUUCUGCGCUCAUUAUCCUUCAAACUGAAGGCUUAUGGCGAACAAGAGAUUCCAAAUUUAUUCCGUACCAUGGGUUCCUUGAAGAAUUGUUGAAGGAAUUUGAAGAAAUAUCAUUUGAGUAUUUGCCGAGAUCCCAGAAUCAGUUUGCUGAUGCUUUGGCCACAUUAUCAUCGAUGUUGCAAGUGAUGAAAGGAUUGGACACCGAGCUAUUGAGAAUUGAGAUUCUUGAACGUCCGGCUUAUUGCAUGACAAUUGCAAACGAACCCGAUGGCAAACCAUGGUAUUACGAUAUCAUGAUUUAUCUUCAGAAAGGAGAAUUUCCUCGAGGAAGUGAAAUGAAACAGGUUGCAAAGUCUUUUAAUCGCAAGGUUCAACCGAGACACUUCGAAGUGGAUGAUCUUGUAUUGAAGAAAAUAUUAUCUGAUGUACCAGAACCGCGUGAGAAGUUCACUCCAAAUUAUGAAGGCCCAUAUGUUGUCAAGAAAGUAUUACCGGGAGGUGCUUUAGUUCUUAUAGAAAUAGAUGGUCGAGAAUUGCCAAAACCUGUAAAUGCCGAUGCAGUGAAAAAGUACUUUCCAUGA